AUGGCUCCCGCUAAGAAGCACAUGUCUUUUGAUUGGUACGAGUCGACCACUAACGAAUACAUUCAGCCUGUCGAGGUGGCAGAGAAGCCGGUAGUGAAGGCGGAAGAGGAGAAGGAAGAGAAGGUGACGAUUUACAUCACCGGAAAGCCCACUAACAAGCGAUUCUGUCGUUCUUGGGCUAUCACCCUCUACGAUGGGUCGACCAAGGAGUUUCGAAGCUACGAGGUGCGAAAGCCGUUUCGUCACACGCCCUGCACCCUAAAGUCCUCCACCGGACACCCUGGAGAGACUGAUGUUCAAUACAUCACGAUUGGUAAGGUGUCCUGUGAGAGGGCUCAAGAGCUCUUGGACCUAUGCGAGACGGUCCCGAUCAAAGAGUCCAACAACGCAACCUAUUCCAACCGCCAGUAUAUCAACGAUAUGGCGCGUUUCCUUGUUGCGGGAGACUUUGUGAGCAAGUCUCAGCGUAGAAAGGCCUUGGGCCAUUUUACAAACUUUAUCAAUGCUGAGCGGCAGCAGAUUGAGGCCGAACACCAGAAGGAUGAGCGCGAGGUCAGGACUCAAGAGCGGAAGGCCAAGACUCAGGGGCAAAAGUCUGAGAGUGGGCGCCAGAGCCAGAAGAAGGCCACUAAGGCCGUCUCUCAAGGCAAUGGCUUCCCAGCUUGGUUCCUUGACACUGGCAACUGA
Molecule: messenger RNA, 687 nt
Organism: Fusarium vanettenii 77-13-4
Lineage: Eukaryota; Fungi; Ascomycota; Sordariomycetes; Hypocreales; Nectriaceae
Exons: 1
Coding region: 1-687 (228 amino acids)
Source: RefSeq, a predicted model, not a curated record